AUGAAAGAAGAUAUUAUAUUAGCCAGUCAAGCAGUAAUUUGCCAGAUUCCUAGUAUUAAUGAUUUUUUGCAGGCAUUUUCGCUCAAAUUGAGAGCUCAAAUAAAAGAAAGUUCAUAUCAGAAAACUAAGCCACAGCUUUUAGAAUGCGAAUAUUUUUUCGGCAGCGAACAAAAAUAUGAGUAUUCUUUUUCAAUAGCAAAAGAUAUUCCAUACCAAUUAAACAUUUAUGAAUAUCUUUGCUUUCUUUCAGAUACUUUAAAAUUUACUAUAGAAACGUGGAUUUUGGCAGCUGCAUAUCUAGAAAAGGUGUUAGCAAAAAUCCCUUUAUUAUGCUCCAAUUGGAGAAAGCUAGUAACCUAUUCCAUUUUUAAUUCCCAAAAAAUUAGCGAAAGAAAUGAAUUAGGUAGCUCAGAAUUUGCCGAGAUUAUACCUAAUAUUGAAUUCGUUGAUUAUAUUUUGAUGGGGUUUGAGUUCCAGAAACUAAUUGAAUAUAAUUAUGAAGUUCAUAAAGAGGAAUUAUUAGAAAUUGCUGAGUCAACUCUUGGAUAUUUUCCUUCAGAUUCAUAUUGAAAUUGGAAAAUUGAUGAAGAAAGCCUAGAAAAGGUUGCAAAAAAAUCUAAAGAAAUCCCACAAGAAGACCAAAGUGAAGUAAAUAUUUAUGCUUCGGAUACGAUAUACUGCAUAAAUACAAUUUAA
Molecule: messenger RNA, 696 nt
Organism: Blepharisma stoltei
Lineage: Eukaryota; Ciliophora; Heterotrichea; Heterotrichida; Blepharismidae
Source: the annotation of a GenBank genome assembly